Molecule: messenger RNA, 4882 nt
Organism: Diachasma alloeum
Lineage: Eukaryota; Metazoa; Arthropoda; Insecta; Hymenoptera; Braconidae
Gene: Sema5c
Product: semaphorin-5A
Exons: 11
Coding region: 479-3724 (1081 amino acids)
Biological process (GO): semaphorin-plexin signaling pathway; negative regulation of axon extension involved in axon guidance; axon guidance
Molecular function (GO): chemorepellent activity; semaphorin receptor binding
Source: RefSeq, a predicted model, not a curated record
UCGAGAUACUUCACGAACGGUCUCGUGUUCAGUCUGUACCAAACUACGGUACCCUAACCUAAUAGUGAGCCGUUGCUCGACGGCACGCUGUCCGCAUCGCGCCAAUUCAAAACACAAACAAACAAUUUGCGAGAUUGACUGGAGUGAGUGAUUUAACGGGAGUUAGUUGAGGGAGAGGAUAAUUAGUCGGACUUUGGUGAUAGUGUUGUGGCAUUUGUUUAUCCACGCGGUGUUGUUCCCGGUAGAUUGCUGGGGUGCAGUGAUUAUUGUGAGGUGCCUGACCUUGUAACGACCCCGCGACUGCGCGCGAGGGACGGAGAAGAACUUUGAUUGAGCUUUGAGUUUUGUUUACAAACGUGGGUGAUCGAUUCGAGGGACUUUACACGCGGAUCAUGUGGUUUUCAGUUGGCUCUUGCGUGGAGGUGGCUGGGGGCGAGUGUUAAUUCAUCAUUGAAGGAAUACUCAACUGAGGGCCACAAUGAUGUGGCUGCAUGUCAUUCUGAUCUUGAAAGUGCUGGCACUGACAGCGGCCACCAGGGACUUUCGUCACAUCUCCUACGAAGAUUUAGCAGAGAGAAGCAGUCUGUUCCACGACGAAGGCGUGACGACGUACUCCCAGCUUCUCUUCGACGUCGCCAGACAGCAGGUCGUCGUGGGUGCAAGAGAUAAUUUAUAUCGUCUGACAUUGAACUCCCUAACUCCCCUGGAGCACGCGACAUGGCCCGCACCCCCCGAAAAAGCCUCCAUCUGUCAGGAUAAAGGUCAGACCGCCCAGGACUGCCACAACUACAUAAAAGUCCUCCUCAGCAAUGGAAAGAGCCUCUUCACCUGUGGCACCAAUGCCUUCAGCCCGCAAUGCACCUGGCGCGAGAUCGAGAACAUUAAGAAUGUCACGAGCUCAGACUCCGGCAUUGCUAUAUGCCCGUACUCACCCCAAGCCAAUGUCACAGCUCUACUUGCUAGGGGCAAUGCUGGACUCUUCGCCGGGGCUCCCACCGAUUUUUCGGGAGCUGAUGCCGCUAUUUAUAGGACACUGGCAUCGCCCAUCUUAAGAACACCCCAAUAUGAGUCGAGGUGGCUGAAUGACCCCCAGUUUGUCGGCAGUUUUGAAACAGACGAUCACGUUUAUUUUCUCUUUCGUGAGGUAGCUGUGGAGUACAUAAAUUGCGGCAAGAAAAUUUACUCUCGAAUCGCACGAGUCUGCAAGAAAGAUCCAGGCUGGCAAACCCUGAUGAGAGACACAUGGACGACCUUCAGCAAGGCACGACUAAACUGCUCACUUCCCGGUGAAUUUCCGUUCUACUACGAUGAGAUACAAGGAGCAGCUUAUAAUGCCGAGGAGGGAAUCGUAUACGCCACCUUCACAACUCCCAGCAAUGCCAUCGCAGGCUCGGCCAUUUGUGCCUUCAACAUGACAGCAAUAGCGUCGUCAUUUAAUGGUCCAUUCAAGCAUCAAGAGCACUCGGGUGCUGCAUGGGAGAAGAAACGAGUGACAAAUCAUUACCGACAACACUGUGGCUCGCCAGUUAAUGUGCCAUCCCAUCAAAUAAUGGAUAAUCAACGAUAUCAGUUGAUGGACGAUGCUGUCCAGGGCGUGACCGGGCCCCCACUUUACACUACCACUAUGGAGAGAUUUACGCACAUCGCUGUUGAUGUUGUACCGACGAAGCUGCAUCGAGGUGUGACGAUGCUGUAUGUUGCCACUACCGAGGGCCUCAUCAAGAAGAUUUCUGUUCUACCGAGGACACGCGAUACUUGCAUUGUGGAGGUGUGGGGACCACUGCCUUCCCCAGCCAUUACUCUGCAGUUUCUGAAGGACUCGCUGAGUCUGUAUGUUGGGUCGGAAACUGGUCUGUUGAGAAUCCCCGCAUCUCAGUGCCACCGUCACAAGCACCGUGCCACUUGCCUAAACGCCCAAGAGCCCUACUGCGGUUGGAACGAGCACCUGAUGAAGUGCGACAUAGCCCCACAGGAUAAUCACCUGGUGAACCAUUGGCAGCAGGAGGUGACGCGUUGCCCAGUGUUGACCGACCCAGUGGACGGUGGCUGGAGUGCCUGGGGCCCCUGGGCCCCCUGCCUGCACAGCCCCUCGGCCUCCCCCCACCAGCGCUCCCACCUGCGGCCCAACUUGGACCCCUCGGACCCCCCCUCUGACACCUGUCAGUGUCAGACCCGCGAUUGCAACAAUCCCCCGGCCCAGAACGGUGGCGCCGCCUGCACGGGCCCAAAAAUCAAAGUCUCCAAUUGCACAGUUCACGGGGGCUGGACAGCCUGGUCGGCCUGGUCCGCCUGCUCCCAGACCUGUGGUCUAGCCAUCAAAACGAGAACGAGAACGUGCACUAAUCCUGCGCCGGCCUUCGGCGGUAGAGUCUGCGUGGGCCACGAUCACGACGAGAUCGUCUGCAUCGAGAUGCCGCCCUGUCCGACCCCGGCGAAGAGCCAGCCACCUCAGCAUGGCCAGUGGUCGUCCUGGGGGGCCUGGGACACCUGCUCCAAGCCCUGCAACGGCGGUACGCGCGUCAGAAUUCGCACCUGCGACAAACCGAGCCCCAGGGAGGGGGGGUCCGAGUGCCCUGGCUGCGGCUUUCAGAUCGAGGACUGCAACACUCACGUCUGCCCGGAGACGAAGAGAUACUCCAGCUGGACUCCCUGGCUACCGACCAAUGCCACUGGCCUGCAGGGCGGGGGAUACGUGGAGAAACGAUUCAGGUUCAGCUGCAAGGCUCAAACAGACGACCCCAGCAGCGUCAGAUCGCAAUUAGCAAAGGAGGAGGAGAGGUUCUGCAGGGACAACGGCUCCUGCUCCCGAGUGAACAUCAACAAUCAGAAUCCUGCGGAGGUCGAGGGCUCGUGGUCGGACUGGUCGCCGUGGUACCCCUGCACGAAGAAUUGCGGUGGUGGGAAGCAGCACCGGGUCAGGCAGUGCGAGACGCCACCGUGUGAGGGCGCUGGAAUGCAGAGUAGAGUGUGCAAUGCUCAUGUCUGCAGGGAGGACUCAGGUGAGUGGUCCUGCUGGACCGAUUGGUCCGAGUGCUCCGUGUCCUGUGGUGUCGGGGUGAGAAGCAGGUGGAGGGAGUGCCUGAGGGGGUCCUGUGCGGGGCCCAGUUUUGCCAGGGAGAGCUGCGAGAUGCCCAGCUGCGAGUCCCUGAGGGGGUGGGACACCUGGAGCAAGUGGAGCCACUGCGACGGUGAGGGACAGCAGAGCAGGAGACGGGUUUGCGUGGAUUCCCGCGGUGGUGGGUGUGUGGGGAGCAGCAGGGAGACCAGGGACUGCUACGAGGACUGGGAGACUGGGGAGAUCUCUUCCAAUGCACUCCCCAGGAGUGUCGUGGCUGCUGGGGUGUCUGUUGGGGCUGUUGUGGGGGGCUGCAUUGUCGGGUUCCUGGCGGGAGUGGGGCUCGCCGUUGGGGCGGGCUUCGUUUACGUGAAGAAGAGGAAGGUCAGGGUACCUGGCAGCCCUCAUUACAUCAGCAAGCAGAAUCCUUAUGUCGCUGUGCCACUCAAAGAGUGCUGCUUCCAGGUGAACGCCAAGAGAGCACCGAGUUUCUCAGGAUCUAGAGAUAUAAACGGAACGCUGAGGACCAAGCCAAAUCCAAAUGUCAAUGGUCUCGGCAGUCCAAAAUUGUACCCAAAGGCCCUGGAUUACGACUCAGCGACCCUCAAACGCAACAGCCAUGGACAACAGCACAUUCGUGCGGAUUUGGAUCAAGAAAAGUAUUACUGAGAUAAGAUUUUUCUCAAUGAUCAAACUCGACUGAUACUUAACUAGGGUAAACGAGGGGGUCAAGUGACAUUGACCAGUGUAAAAUUAAAUUCAAUGGUAACUGCAAUUAAUUUUACGAGAGCCUGAGAAUUGUCGGUGAAUUGUUGAUGCUAACGAGUGAUUCCGUGGCCUUGUUAUUUUAUUUUUUAUUACGGUAGAUAUUUGUUUGUAUCGAUGAUGUAAGUUGCUCAAUGGGGGAACUCUUAACUUCGCAAUUCAAUGGUCUCAACAUAGAAAAGUUAAAUUUUAUGAAAUUGUUCAUUAAGAAGAAAUGAAAUAGGAGAAUUGAAUGGAAAAUGAAUAUUUUUAUUGAAUAUUUUUCAUUCAAUAAUUAUAUCGAACAGAAAAAAAUAUGUUCAACAUUGCGAAGUCUCGAAAAAGAGUUCGAAGACAGUCGUCUUUAUUUUUUAUCACGAAUUUGAGAGUUUAUUUUUAUUUUUUAAAUAUAAAUGAGAGUGAGAAUCGACUAAUCAUGCAGCUUGGUUGGGCAUUUUGAGUGUCAAUUGUAUAAAGCUUUAUGCACUUACAAAUAUCCAAUUAACAAUUUAUUUUCUUGAGAACAUUACUUCGCUGGGAAGCUCAUGAUGACAAUGCCAACCCCCAAAAACUGUAAAUACAACUAUCGUCUAGGAGAAAAUAACGAGAUAAAUGUAUUUUUUCGAGAUUAUUUUAAUUAACAUUAACCGAAAUGUGACGUAGUGCCAUGAUGCAUAUGUACAUAGAAAUACGUAAACAAAUUUUAUGUAUCAUUAAGUGAUAGCUUUUUAGCGUAAGUACACCAGAAAAUUGUAUCGAAUGUUGCAUGCAUUCGUUUUAUCCCAUUCUGACUCACAUUGAGUCAAAAUACUUUAUACUGAGGAGUUUCUACGAUUUCAGAACAAUCAAUUGAAUUUACCGAAUGCAUUUUACCUUGCCUAUUCACACGACUUUUCGCAUAUCAAAAAAUCCCCUCCAAUAAUUUUUUCAUUAAUUUUCAAUUCAGAUACUGUUACUGCGUUUCGUACCAUUAGUCUGUUUUAAAUACGUUUUUUAUUUACCAGUGAAAUUAUUUACUGAGAACAUUAAUCCAUGUACAAAGUUAUAGCGACCUGAGGAGAUAAUAAAUCGCAUUUACAAUAA